AUGGGAAAGAAAAGAAAACAUGAGGUGAAAGAUAGAGAAGAGAUUUUAAGGCCGAGGGGAGGAUGCAUCGGAGCUGUGGUACUAUUCUUAAGUUCUAGAUGGUAUGGGUUCACCCUGAUAUGGUUUAGAGAAGUGAUUAGUGGUAAGAUUUUGCAAUUGGAGAGUGUCACACAGUCAGAAGCCAUGAGGAGGCGGUAUCGCUACUUGAGCCAUUUUUCUUUAACAACCACGUUUCAGCUGCCAAUUCCACCUCUAAUGAAGACCUUGGUGGGUCCCACUCCUAGUUUAAGGAAACUAAUGUUUACAUCACUGGCCAGCAGGAACUCGGAGUUUUGUAAUCAAUUUUAUCGGGCUUAUUUUGUGCUGAUUGUGCAAGAAAUAUUUGAUGUGAUGACCGACAGUUUCCAUAAACUGGGAUUUAACCUGCAUAUGUUGGUGUUGCAGCACUUAUUCUGCCUGGUGGAAUCUAGGUCAUUAACUGAGCCUUUGUGGGACACAUCAACUGUUUCAUAUCCGUAUCCAAACAACGGGAUGUUUGUGAGAGACAGAGAGAGUACACUAUUAAGCUUCUUGGUGCCUCUUUUCCAAAUAUUCCAACAUCUGAGGUUAGAUAGCCUAGUUGGGUUGUUUGGAGCAGGAUGUCAACCAAGUUCAACUAAUGACCCUUUUGGCCUACCAAGAAUCUCAUAUGGUCUUGUCCAAGUGUUGGUAGAAAAAGAUAGAAACUUGGACUUACAACAUGCUUUGGAAGUUGAUGCUUCUGUGAAAUCUUUGAAAAUAGAUGUUGUAACAAUAUGCGAGGUUGUGGGAAAGGUCUUGCCAGAGCUAAAUGGAAAGCUUACUGGAAUGGAUUUUAGGGUUCAUGGUUUGAUGGGUUUAACCAACCAAAGAUUCUUACGUUAUGUUCCACAAUUGCCCCUGAUACAGGCACAAUGCUCUCAACUAGUCGGCCAUCAAAUCUUCUGA
Molecule: messenger RNA, 966 nt
Organism: Lactuca saligna
Lineage: Eukaryota; Viridiplantae; Streptophyta; Magnoliopsida; Asterales; Asteraceae
Source: the annotation of a GenBank genome assembly